Magnolia sinica is the source of this 1548-nucleotide messenger RNA. RefSeq lists its product as uncharacterized. The record is from RefSeq and is a predicted model, not a curated record. The coding region runs from base 1 to 1548 and encodes 515 amino acids. Lineage: Eukaryota; Viridiplantae; Streptophyta; Magnoliopsida; Magnoliales; Magnoliaceae. The transcript has a single exon.
AUGGAAGAGACCGAGCCUCCCUUCACCUCUGAAAUCAUGAACAAGGUGAUGCCAUCGAGGUUCAGGAUGCCUCCUAUCAUCCAAUUCUCUGAAUCCGGAGACCCCUCGGAGCAUGUGAAGUCAUACUGUUCAUGGAUGCAGGUCCAGUCAACCAUAGAUGCCAUGAUGUGUCGAGCCUUCUCAAUAACUCUCUCCGGGUCUGCUCGGAGUUGGUACCGACAACUUAAGACAAAAUCGAUCAGCUCCUUCUCAGAGCUCAACAGAAUGUUCCUUACCCAAUUCAUCUCUGGUAAGAAGAGUCAGAAGCUGACUACCCAUCUGUUCACCCUCAAGCAAGGGAACAAAGAACCGUUAAAGGAUUACAUUGUCCGCUUUAACGAGGAGGCGUUGUUAGUGGAAGAUUACGACGACAAAAUGACGCUUUCGGCUAUGUUUAGUGGACUCACAGAAGGGAAGUUUACCUUCUCAAUCGGGAAAAAUCCACCGACUACCUUGGCCGAGCUCAUUAACAGGGCUCAGAAGUAUACCAAUGCCGAGGAAUUCUCCAACUCCCGCAGGAACAUUCAAGCAGCCGAAGCAUCGUCAAAAGAAAAGAGGUCAAGGAACGAAGAGCCUCAGACAUCCAACAAAAAACCUGAUGAUCGAGUCCCUCGUGAUCGACGGCUGAGCCGGAGGCCCGAAGGCAAAUUCCGUUCUUACACCCCUCUCAAGACCUCUAUGGAGGAGAUCUUGUUGGAUAUUCGAGGCCAGAGACUCCUGAAUGAGCCUGUUUGCAUGAAGACCGACGUAGAGAAUCGGGACAAGCGCAAGUACUGCAGGUUCCACCGCGACCACGACCACAACACAAGCGACUAUGUGGAUCUCAAGGAUGAGAUUGAAACUCUUAUUCGCAAGGGUCAUUUGUGCCGAUACACUAAGGAGGAGAGGUCGGCUAAAAAAAAAGAACGACCAAGCAAAGUUAUGGAAGAACAUGCGAAAAUUCGAACCAUCUAUGGUGGUCCAUCCGGUGGAGGUGACUCAAACAGAGCUCGCAAAGCCCACUCUCGGAGUUUGGACCCUGAGCACUAUGUCCAUUUGACCAAAAGGCCGAGGAAAGAGCUCCGUGUCAGCCCCUGCAACUUGACUUUCACAGAAGAUGACGCGUGUGGAAUCCAUCAUCCACACGAGAAUGUCCUCGUGGUAGCUAUGACCAUAGCUAACCAUAAGGUCUUCCGCAUCCUGGUCGACACGGGAAGUUCAGUCGACAUUAUUUACUCCGAGGCAUUCAAGAGAAUGAGAAUCGACAGGUCAUACCUCCGACCCAUGAAGACCCCACUACACGACUUUGCCGAGGAUAAGGUAAUCUCCAAGGGAGCCAUCUCCCUCCCUGUGACAGCGGGAGAAGGACAGCACCAGGUCACACUUCUAGUGGAUUUUCUGGUUGUCAAUGUGCCAUCGGUGCAUAAUGUAAUUCUGAGACGACAUUCCCUCAAUGCAAUGAGGGCGGUUGUGUCCACAUACCACUUGAUUAUGAAGUUCCCCGCCGAAGGUGGGGUUGGAUACCUCUGA